UGGUGCGCAGGAGAAGACUGGUGAGAAUGGAUGCCAAGGAGGAGGUAUUCAUCUUCCUGAAAAAUAAACGAAAUAUACCGGAUAGUGUAAUCAACAAACUUAAAGAUGAUAAGAUCGACAUUAACGUCAUAAACGUUAUGACUGAUGACGAGUUAAAGCAGUAUAUUGAGAGAUAUGGGGACCGACUCGCACUAAGAGCAUUUUGUAGGCAAGGAACUGUGACAAGCGAAAGUGGAGUGAAACCCAGUCUCAUGCAGAGAGUAAGAGACAGACUAAGGGAACGGGAACAACUGAAAACAUCAGCCGACAAUGGCACGGCAGCAGGCCCAAGCCGUAGAGUUGGCAACAGCUAUGCAACCAAAGACAACCGGCGGAUUGAAAUGGGAUGGCUCCACUACGACAAAGUGGAUUUUCAUCAGGUCAGAACAAGACAUGGAGGUGGAACACGGCACCUGACUGUUCAGAAAACCGUUACUAUGGAGGAGCUACUGGAGAUUGGCAAAGGCUUGUUCUUUCCAAAUGGACAAUCUUCGAAAGGACUGGUUGAAGACCAUCAAUUUGAUAUCUGGGAUUUCAGUCACAACCCUGUACCCCUUGAGAACACGGUGAGCCAGCUAUACGACCAGACUAAACUACGAAAUGCUACGCAUCUAUACCUGCUCCCGGGAAAAGGAUAAACUUGACCCUGAGGACGUCUCAAUACUUCUUUCUGAUACAUCUUCGGACUUCGAGCCUACAAAGGACAGUCC
Messenger RNA from Osmerus eperlanus (European smelt), 749 nucleotides. RefSeq lists its product as uncharacterized. The coding region runs from base 27 to 677 and encodes 216 amino acids. The record is from RefSeq and is a predicted model, not a curated record. The transcript is spliced from 2 exons. NCBI's taxonomy places the organism in Eukaryota, Metazoa, Chordata, Actinopteri, Osmeriformes, Osmeridae.